CUUUUCAGAAACAGUUUUCUUCAGAAAAUACUUGGUAGACGCAAAAGAAUCAAAAGGUGGAGAGAGAGGGAGUCCAGAAAGUUCUACAAGUCUUGGGCACGAAGAAAUAACCUGACUUCCCGCUAGCGCGCUCCAAUCCCUAAACUGUUUUUAACUCCCUCCCGUUCCUAGAAAUACCACCUACCUCUCACCCCCCCAAUUCCCAAAAAUCACAGAGCCAAAAAAGCUAACAGAGCAACCAAACAACAACAAAAAAUCUCAAUUUUCUCACUAGGAUUUCUAGGGUUUGUUCAUCGUUGGUUUUCAGAUUCUCAAGAUGCAGAUCUUUGGUUUGACACUUACAGGGAAGACCAUUCCUCUUGAAGUUGAGAGCUACGACACCGUAGACAAUGUGAAAGCCCUUAUUAAGGACAAGGAAGGGAUACCACCUGAGCAGCAGAGUCUUAUCUUUUCUGGGAAGAAACUUGAGGAUGGUAGGACGCUGGCAGACUAUGACAUCCAGAAAGAAUCCGCUCUGCAUUUGAUUCUUCGUUUAAGGGGUGGCAUGCAGAUAUUUGUGAAAACCCUUACCGGCAAGACUGUCACCCUUGAGGUGGAGAGCUCGGACACUAUUGAUAUUGUCAAGACUAAGAUACAGGAUAAGGAGGGGAUUCCGCCUGACCAGCAGAGGCUUAUAUUUGCUGGAAAGCAGUUGGAAGAUGGUAGGACUUUGGCCGAUUACAACAUCCAGAAGGAAUCUACUUUGCACCUUGUUCUUCGAUUAAGGGGUGGGAUGCAAAUAUUUGUUAAGACGCUGACUGGAAAGACUAUCACUCUUGAGGUGGAGGGUUCGGAUAGCAUAGACAAUGUCAAGGCAAAGAUUCAAGACAAGGAAGGGAUCCCACCUGACCAACAAAGGCUUAUUUUUGCAGGAAAGCAGCUUGAGGAUGGCAGGACUUUGGCAGAUUAUAAUAUCCAGAAGGAAUCUACUUUGCAUCUUGUUCUUCGACUAAGGGGUGGGAUGCAAGUAUUUGUCAAGACUUUGACUGGAAAGACUAUCAUCACUCUGGAGGUGGAGGGUUCGGAUACCAUAGACAAUGUCAAGGCGAAGAUUCAAGAUAAAGAAGGAAUCCCUCCUGACCAGCAGAGGCUCAUUUUUGCUGGAAAGCAGCUAGAGGAUGGUAGGACCCUUGCUGAUUAUAACAUCCAGAAGGAAUCCACCUUGCAUCUUGUUCUCCGUUUGCGAGGUGGUAUGCAGAUCUUUGUUAAGACCUUGACGGGCAAGACCAUCACUCUUGAUGUGGAGAGCUCUGAUACCAUAGACAAUGUGAAGGCAAAGAUUCAAGACAAGGAAGGGAUCCCACCUGACCAACAAAGGCUUAUUUUUGCAGGAAAGCAGCUUGAGGAUGGCAGGACUUUGGCAGAUUAUAAUAUCCAGAAGGAAUCUACUUUGCAUCUUGUCCUUCGCCUUCGUGGUGGAAUGCAGAUUUUUGUCAAAACUCUGACUGGGAAGACAAUCACUCUUGAUGUUGAUGGUUCUGAUACAAUUGACAAUGUGAAAGCUAAAAUCCAAGACAAAGAGGGUUUCCCUCCGGAUCAGCAGAGGCUCAUUUUUGCUGGGAAGCAACUUGAGGACGGACGUACCCUGGCUGAUUAUAACAUCCAGAAAGAGUCUACCCUGCACCUAGUGCUUCGUCUUCGUGGGGGUGAUGUUUAAGAUCAGAUGUAUCUGUUACUAUUUCUAAUGUGGUUUAGAACUUUUUUCUUUCUUUUUUUUCCUUUUAGUGGAAUAGGGUGUAGAACUUUACUUACACCUUUUUGGUAGUGAUUUAGGGUUGGAAUUUGGUAGACUAUUAUGUUUGAAUGAAAGCUUAGUAUGACUUUGAUUUGGUAUUA
This is a messenger RNA of Prunus avium (sweet cherry), 1875 nucleotides long. The record is from RefSeq and is a predicted model, not a curated record. NCBI's taxonomy places the organism in Eukaryota, Viridiplantae, Streptophyta, Magnoliopsida, Rosales, Rosaceae.